AUGAUUCGGGCCUGCAUCUUAAGCCCCAAAUUCAUCCGCUUCACCCAGGUGGUCUCUGAGAGGACGGCUUCAGUCCGGGGCUUGUGGACUCCAAUUCUACACAGUAGAGGGAAAGCCCUGAGCCCUGUAGCUAAAGAAGGGACCCUCGGGGGGGACUGUAGGGUCUCCACACCCCAGAACGCUGGCCACACGAAACCCCCACCCCCUGUGACUUGGCCUCAGAGCAUCCGGGCAGGGCUGUCUGGCUGCGCCCCAGGGCUCACUCUCACCUCCUCCUCAGGGGACUCAGGGAACAGGCUGACCAGAACAGGAGACUUGUGGAUCCUAGAGCAGUGGACUCAAGGCUCCCCUAAGAAGCAGGCUUGGUUUAAGCCGGGGAUGACUCUCCCUGGUGAAGGUGCUCACAGCAUUUCUUUGUCCUUCCUUAAGGUGCCCUCCUUGCCUGCCUUCAUAACUGCACGCCGCCUGAGGUCCCUGACCUCUGUCAUCAUGCCUCGGAAGCACAAAAACAAGUCUCAUGGCCACGGGAAACACCACCAGGUCCAGGGGGAAGCUCAGGAGCCCCAGGCCAGUGCUGCUGCAGCCCCAGGAGAGGAGCGCCCCUCCUCCCCCUCUUCUGCCCCUCAGGGUUCUCCCCCGAGCUCCCCUGUUUCUGGCGAUCCCCAGGAGCUUCAGGGAGCCAUGGCCCCUAGCUGUCCUGAUGCAGGGCCUUCCUGUGCAGGAUCUGAUGAAGGUGCCCAGGGCCCAGAGGAGGAAAGUGCAGAUGCCGCCCAGUCAGCCCUGGUCGUUCGGAGCUUUCGCAGAGAUCCUCUGAACAGGAAGGCCAGCAUGCUGGUGGAGUUCCUGCUGGAGAAGUACAACAAGAAGGAGCCCAUCACGCAGAACGCCCUGAUGAAGGUCAUCAGCAGCAAGUACAAGGAGCACUUCCCUGAGAUCCUGAGGAGAGCCUCUGAGCGCGUGGAGCUGGUAUUUGGCCUGGAGCUGAAGGAAGUCGACUGCAGCAGGAACAUCUACGCCCUCAUCAACAAGUUCAGUCUCGGGGCUGAGGAAGGUUCACGUGGUGAGCGGGGGAUGCCCAAGUCUGGUCUCCUCAUGGCGCUCCUGGGCAUCAUCUUUAUGAAGGGUAACCGUGCCACCGAGGAGGAGGUCUGGGAUUUCCUCAAUGUGUUGGGGAUCUAUGAUGGGAGGAAUCACUCCAUCUUUGGGGAGCCCAGAAAGCUCAUCACCAAAGAUCUGGUGGAGAAGGGGUACCUAAACUACCGCCGGGUGCCCAAAAGUGGUCCUCCGAGCUACGAGUUCCUGUGGGGCCCGAGAGCUUAUGCUGAGACCAGUAAGAUGAAGGUGUUGGAAGUUCUGGCCAAGAUCCAGGAUACGGUCCCGAGUUCCUUCCCAGACCUCUUUCACGAGGCUCUGAGAGAUCAGGUGGAGAGAGCAGGGCUGAGAGGCGUUUCCAUUCCUCCAGCUGUGGCUAAGGCCAGUGCCCCUUCCAGGGCCAAGUCCUGCAGCUCCUCCCACAUCUAG
Molecule: messenger RNA, 1521 nt
Organism: Dama dama (fallow deer)
Lineage: Eukaryota; Metazoa; Chordata; Mammalia; Artiodactyla; Cervidae
Product: melanoma-associated antigen B17-like
Exons: 2
Coding region: 1-1521 (506 amino acids)
Biological process (GO): negative regulation of transcription by RNA polymerase II
Cellular component (GO): nucleus
Source: RefSeq, a predicted model, not a curated record